AUGUUUUUUCUCACUUUUCUGCCUUAUCUAGAAUGGACAAUGACAGGAAAUAUGAGUGUCGCACGAUAUGGGCACACAGCAUCCACAUUAGUAAGUGGAUCAGUAUUAGUUGCUGGUGGAUACAAUGGUUCUAUUCUGGAUAGUGCUGAAUUGUACAAUCCAUUAACAGGCACUUGGGCAACUACAGGAAGCAUGAGUGGCAGACGAAAAUGGCACACAGCAUCCACCUUAUUAAAUGGAUCAGUAUUAGUUGCUGGAGGGAACAACGGUGGUAAUCUGAAUAGUGUUGAAUUGUACAAUCCAUCAACAGGCACUUGGACAACUAUAAGAAACAUGAGUGUCGCACGAGCCUCUCACACAGCAUCCGUAUUAGCAAAUGGAUCAGUAUUAGUUGCUGGUGGAUACAACAGCGGUGUUACUGCUCUCAAUAGUGCUGAGUUGUACAAUCCAUCAACAGGUAUUUGGACAACCACAGGAAACAUGAGUGCCGGACGAGAAUAUCACACAGCAUCCGUAUUAGGAAAUGGAUCAGUAUUAGUUGCUGGUGGAAGCAACAGCGGUUUUAGUUAUCUCAAUAGUGCUGAAUUGUACAAUCCAUCAACAGGCACUUGGUCAACCACAAGAAACAUGAGUGUCGCACGAUAUUAUCACACAGCAUCCACAUUACCAAAUGGAUUAGUAUUAGUUGCUGGUGGAACCGACAACCUUUUUAGUUACCUCAAUAGUGCCGAAUUGUACAAUCCAUCAACAGGCAGUUGGACAACCACAGGAAACAUGAGUGACAUACGAUUUUCUCACACAGCAUCCUCAUUACCAAAUGGAUCAGUAUUAGUUGCUGGUGGAUCUAACGGUGCUGGUCUCAAUAGUGUUGAGUUAUACAAUCCAUCAACAGGCACUUGGACAACCACAGUAAAUAUGAGUAUCGCACGAUAUUAUCACACAGCAUCCACAUUACCAAAUGGACAAGUAUUAGUUGGUGGUGGAACCUACAACGAGAUUAGUGCUCUCAAUAGUGCUGAGCUUUUUUAA
Adineta steineri is the source of this 1029-nucleotide messenger RNA. The record is from the annotation of a GenBank genome assembly. NCBI's taxonomy places the organism in Eukaryota, Metazoa, Rotifera, Eurotatoria, Adinetida, Adinetidae.